Molecule: messenger RNA, 744 nt
Organism: Acanthamoeba castellanii str. Neff
Lineage: Eukaryota; Discosea; Longamoebia; Acanthamoebidae
Exons: 2
Coding region: 1-744 (247 amino acids)
Source: RefSeq, a predicted model, not a curated record
AUGAACACCAGCAAGGUUGUGCCAUCGCCGUUUCUGGCGGCUGUCGCCGACAUCGCCAAAGUACAACCGGAGGUGGCCGUGGCAGAGUUGGUGAAUCUGAUCGCCGAGGUCUUGACUCUCACUACGGAACAGAGCGUGCGCCAGGGCAACGCAGCGGCGGCGCCGUCCUUCUCAGCGUCACAUCCCUCGACGAUACUCAUCGACCACGACCGCGAGCACCUCUUGGACCAAGUCUUGGCUCAGGGCAAAUCGGUGGCCGGCUGGCAGAGUGCCUACGUGCUGGUACCGUCCGGCAAGACCGACAACCGCAUCAGAGGCCACGUCCACUCGAUCCACCAGUACGUCUCCACCGAGGACCCGGUAAAGACCGGUAUCCUGUCGGUUGGAUCGUGGAUGGACAAGAUCGUCCGCGACCGCAGCGCACCACCGCCGACGGCCCGUAGGCUUCUCUUCAUCGAAGAGUACGAGUACCAACUGCAGGCCACGAGCGGACUGGCCCAGAUCAUCGCCAACGGCGCACGACUGAACUUCGACAUCAUUGUCCUGCUGGGCACUUCUCCCGCCGGCACGAUCAGCCACUACGAUGGCGCUUUCAACCUCCGGCCGAGAGACAAUCGCUUUCCCACCAUACGCUGGUGCCACGAUGACCGACACGAAGACCCGGCCAUGGUCGCGCUCCGCGACCACGGCCACACCUUCGUAUCUCACGCCCACCUACCCAAGUGGAUGAUGUCGUUUGUAUAA